Saccharomyces mikatae IFO 1815 is the source of this 885-nucleotide messenger RNA. RefSeq names its product Cup9p (gene CUP9). The transcript has a single exon. The record is from RefSeq and is a predicted model, not a curated record. Gene Ontology annotation, biological process: regulation of DNA-templated transcription. NCBI's taxonomy places the organism in Eukaryota, Fungi, Ascomycota, Saccharomycetes, Saccharomycetales, Saccharomycetaceae. Bases 1 to 885 code for a protein of 294 amino acids. Gene Ontology annotation, molecular function: DNA binding.
AUGAACUAUAACUGCGAAAUACAAAACAGAAACAAUAAUGAUAGUGACAAUCAAGUCAGCUUACCCCCUAUUCAAGUUCUGUUUAAUUCGAUAGAAAAACGAAGUGUGCCCGAAUUGGCAUUCUCGAAUGCAGAAUACACGCAAGAUAUCCCACUAUCCAGUACUGAAGAGCAAACUCCUCGUGCGUCUCUGCUACUUCCACAACUUCCGGUUGCGUAUCCUACGCUCACUGCAGGCACCACUACUACAGCAACUACUAGUACUACUACGAACGAUUCGCAUUUUCCUCAUGAGAAUAUGAAGAGAUCAGAAUCGGAGUCAGAAAAUAUAAAGCGCUGCUACAAAUCCGCUCCAAUUUACGAAAUAAUUAAUAAUGAGAAGGAUGUGGAGGCACAGUCACAAAGGCCAAUCCCAGAUUUUGAGGAACCAAAAUCAAAGAAAAAACAGAAUUCAGGUAGGAGGUCUAACCUGCCAAAGGAAACGGUACAAAUACUGAACACAUGGUUGCUAAACCAUUUGAAUAACCCCUACCCAACACAACAAGAAAAGAGGGAAUUGUUAAUAAAGACAGGGCUGACUAAGAUUCAAUUGUCUAAUUGGUUUAUAAACGUAAGAAGAAGGAAAAUAUUCAGUGAUUAUUAUACCCUAGUAAACUCAAUUCCUAACGAAAAUGGAAACAAUACCCCAAUGGAACGAGUACGGAACGUCUCAGCAUAUCAUAACACGUUAUCAGCUGCAAAUAAUACGACUUAUGAUGCCACAUCAACUUGCUCCACUGACUAUGAAUUAUCCAAAAGAUUUGCACAUGCUCCUGUUACGCGGCGUAAAAAACUAAUUGAUAGGCUGGAAGAACUGAAAAAGCUAUCCAACCCUGAUAUGAAUUGA